Terrapene triunguis (Three-toed box turtle) is the source of this 6391-nucleotide messenger RNA. RefSeq names its product GATA zinc finger domain containing 2A (gene GATAD2A). Bases 318 to 2174 code for a protein of 618 amino acids. Gene Ontology annotation, biological process: negative regulation of transcription by RNA polymerase II. The record is from RefSeq and is a predicted model, not a curated record. Gene Ontology annotation, molecular function: sequence-specific DNA binding. Gene Ontology annotation, cellular component: NuRD complex. The transcript is spliced from 13 exons. Lineage: Eukaryota; Metazoa; Chordata; Testudines; Emydidae.
CAAGGGGAGCAGCCGCGGAGAGGGAUCCCCGGCUGUACAAAAAGCUCGGGGGGCUAGUUAUUUAACCCCGGGAAAGGCUCUAGAUCGUGCGGAUCCGUGGGGAGCCACGGGGCAGUGCCUCGGACUGACCUUCAUUGCAGGCAUAUUGCCCAGCAGGAGAAGUGGACAAGAUUCUUUUUGGAACCCAUGAACUUCUCUGACAGUGGCAAAAGAAAGCGAGCAGAUAAUUGUUCCAGGAUCUCGCAAUCCUUUUUUGUCAUCUUUGCAAGUGGGAGGCGUUCUGGGCAGUAUGUGAUAGGAGUCUCUCAUACACAUCCAUGUUGGAAAAGACACUGGCUGAUUCAAACCAGAGCUUCACAAUGACAGAGGAAGCAUGCAGGACACGAAGUCAGAAGCGAGCACUAGAACGAGAAAUAACCCAAAAUGACGUGGACAGUAAAAAAAUUAAAAUGGACAAAGGACUGUUGGGAACAGAUAUAAAGACUGAAGGUGACAUUAAAAUAAAGACUGAUCCUGGAGCUGGGAAAGUCCAAGGAUUAUUAAAAGGAGGGGAGGUAAAAGCAACUAUUAAAGUGGAGGUGCAGACAGGUGAUGAACCUGUUGACAUGAGUACCUCAAAAAGUGAUUUAAAGAGAGAAAAGAGAGUCCCCUCGCCUGAUAUUAUAGUGUUAUCAGACAAUGAACCUUCGAGCCCUAGAAUGAAUGGUUUAACAAAAAUAGCAUUAAGAGAGACCAACACAGAGGCACUCAUGGCCUUACAGAAGAGCAGCCCAGAGGAGCGCGAGAGAAUGAUUAAACAGCUAAAAGAAGAGUUAAGAUUAGAAGAAGCAAAACUUGUUUUAUUGAAAAAGCUGCGGCAGAGUCAAAUACAGAAAGAGACCACUACUCAGAAGCCUCCUGGUUCCUCUGGGAGUGCUGUGGCCACCCCUCCCCCAUUGGUGCGGGGAACACAGAAUGUUCCUGCUGGCAAGCCAUCCCUUCAGACCUCUUCUUCACGUAUACCAGGCACUGUUAUUCCCCCUCCAUUGGUCCGUGGAGGGCAACAAGCAUCUUCAAAACUGGGAUCUCAGCAGAAUACGCAGAUAGUAAUGCCACCUCUUGUCAGAGGAGCCCAGCAAAUCCACAACAUCCGACAGCACUCCAGCACGGGGCCACCUCCACUGCUUCUGGCACCACGGGCAUCCGUCCCCAGUGUACAGAUUCAGGGACAGAGAAUUAUACAACAGGGUUUAAUCCGCAUUGCCAAUGUUCCCAAUACCAGCCUGCUUGUCAAUAUACCACAGGCCUCACCUACUUCAAUAAAAGGUACAACCGUGACAUCGGCUCAGGCUAAUGCUGCUACUACUACCAGUGUUGCUUCUAUAGUGAACUCCAACGAGUCCCCAGCCAGCCGGCAAGCUGCUGCCAAACUUGCACUGCGCAAGCAGCUGGAGAAGACGCUCCUGGAGAUCCCACCUCCUAAACCACCUGCACCAGAGAUGAAUUUCCUGCCAAGUGCAGCCAACAACGAAUUUAUUUACCUGGUUGGUUUGGAGGAAGUAGUGCAAAACUUGCUAGAAACUCAAGGUAAAGUUUCAGUCACAGCCUCAUCUCAGGAGCCCUAUAUGUGUGCUCAAUGUAAGACUGACUUCACUUGCCGCUGGAGGGAAGAGAAGAACGGAACCAUUAUGUGUGAAACCUGUAUGACAUCGAAUCAGAAAAAGGCCCUCAAGGCUGAGCACACUAAUCGACUGAAGGCUGCCUUUGUGAAAGCCUUGCAGCAAGAGCAGGAGAUUGAGCAGCGGAUACUGCAACAGACUGCUUCUCCUGUACAGACCAAGUCAGAACCUAUAGUCCAGCACCAUUCACUCAAGCAGACUUCUAGCCAGCUGUCUCGAGGUCCCCCAGGAAGCACCCGAGGAGUCUUGCAUGCAUUUAGUCAGUCACCCAAGUUGCAGAAUGCAUCAGCUGCAGCAGCACUUGGUAGUAGGCCAGGUAAGCAUGCUGAGAGACCUGUCAGCAAGAGCAAUGCUACUACCUGGAAGAAGACCCCCAUCACUACAGGUGGGGCUCUAGCUUUUGUCAACCCUAGUUUAGCCGUGCACAAGACUUCUUCAGCAGUAGACCGUCAACGUGAAUAUCUCCUGGAUAUGAUUCCCCCACGAUCCAUCCCUCAAUCUGCAACAUGGAAAUAAUGCAGUGGAAUGCCCAAGAGGAAGACUUACCCGUUUCUGCCAUUCUUUUUUAAUACCACAAUACAGUGGAAUCUGCUUUAAACCCAGCUGGAUUUGCCCAGCUUUGUAGGCAGCAAGAAGACUGCUCCUCAUCCCAUUGAGUGCUGCUGUCCUUGGUAUGAGAAAAUGACACCAAGAGAGUGGGAAUAGACUCGAGCUCAUUUGGCUAUCAAAUUCUUGUGAUUGGCUGAUGGUGAAGGCUGUCAGGAAGGGGGAGAAAUUCUUAUUUUUUGGCUUUGUGUAUUUAGGUGUUUGGGGUUUUUUGUGGUCACCAGCACAAAAGGAGGACUAAAAGGACUACCUGCCUUUGGUUUCUUUACUUGGAGCUAGCUAGUCACCAAGCAUACAGUGUUCACUGGCAAUCAAGGAUGCACUUCUUUGUAAGAAAAGUGGAAUAUGAACCCAGUGAUUGCAGAUGCAUUUAGCAGGUUGAAUUCAUGUUUGCUUCUCCUCUUUCCCCCACCCCAGAAAGGCAAUGUACAAUUUAUAAUAAUGAGCUAAUGAUGAUAAAUAAGCGCAAACUCAAAUUCCAGUUGGUCAUGAUUUCUAAUGGACUGGUUGCUGCCCCAACAGUCCCAGCAGGUGGGAGGCAGUGUAGGCCUCUCACUUUCAUUGGAUUCUGUUGAAUAGACUUUGUGGACACUUGAUGGUCUAAACCCUGAAGUUCUGAACAAUAAACAGUAGCCUGUUCAGUCUCUCUAAUCUAGCACAGAGCAAUCGGCCCUUGCAAAAGUUCCCAGAGACUUUUUUUAAAGUUAAACUUUUUUUUUCUUUUUUUUGUUCUUUGGCGAAGUUGUAUUCAAAAACUAAGAGCUCCAGAAGCUGUGUGUAAUCAGGGAGGGUGAGAGGAGGGAGCAGAAGGAUGAAAGGUAGGAGUCAGGCAACAGGUUCUUUCCCGUGUUAUCAGUGGAGAAGCAAUCCUUCCUAGUCCAUGCUUUAGUGGUGUGAUGACUGUAUGCUUCAGGCAGUACUGCCUAACCCUGAUCCCUAGAAUUCCAUUCUUCCAUGCUCCCCUCUAUCACAUCACUCCAAUAUUUCAGUUUUGGUAGAGCUUUAGGUAACCCUGCUUUAAGGACAGGAUUCUGUGUGGUUUUAAUAUAUUUUGGGAUUACACGGAUACAUUUAGAAUCAUUGGGUUUGGUUUUUUCACUUUAUAUUGGUUACAAGUGGCAGAAAUACAUACCUUGCUACUUGUAUUGCAUAUUGGUACUAGAACUAGUGCCGAUAUGAAUUCUUUUCAAAGUUAUAAAUAUAUAUAUAUAUAUAAAUAAAUAAAUAGAGGAAGGGGGAGUUACUAUCCAGUUUCUACUUUGAAUCUGGUAUUUGUUUUCUUAGCAGCUUCAGUUAGAUCCUUAAUUUAAAACAGUUACUGUGUAGGGCAUCCCUUUUCAGAUCCACCUCUCACAUUAUGAUAAGCUUAUUUUAACCCCUCUUCUGUUGUGUGAAUAUCAAUAUUUAGAUACAUUUUUUUUAAACACCCAGUAGUGUAGAUGACCUAGUUUUGCAAAAUGGUAUUUUUUGCUGUAUAAAGCCCUAGAAUUUCAGUUUGACUUUUUUUGUUCUGAAUGUAUGAAGAACUGGAUGAGAUGGGUUGUGGGUGGUGGGUUUUUUUGUUUGUUUGUUUGUUUGUUUUUUUAAUUUUCAUUCCAAGGUGUGGGGUUCUUUGUUUUGAUGAGGCGGGGAGAAAGAAAGAGUGCAUAUUAUUUUGCACAGUAUGAAAAUAUUUCAGUUCCUUGAAUUUUUUUGUUCCUGACAAAUCUGUUUUACACUCUCUCGAAUACAGUUGUCUCUUUCUAUUUAAUGACCUGGGCCAAAGUGCGUUUCUGAGUUUAAAUCUCACUUCUCAAAUUACAAUCUUGUGCCCACAAAUGGCUUUUUGGAAACCUACGGUAUGAACAACUUCUAAGGUCAAAAAGUGUGCCCUUUCUAAUGUUGGGCAGCUAUAGAUUCAUCCAGUGCUGCAGAAGGGGGAUGGAAGAAGGGGAAGAAGCAAUAAAGUUGCUUGUUAGAAACAAUGUCAAAACUGUUUUGGAAAGUGCCAAUAUUGGUAUAGCAGCAUUUAAAACUUUAAUUUCAGUAGAAAGGAUAAUGAGAACUAUUUUAAAGGCCAGAAGAUUAAAUAAAAAUCAAAGCCUGCACAUAUUGCAUCUUGUUGACUUUACCCUCCUCUGCCAUAUUGUAUCAGCAUAAUUUUGGACUUUCUCUUUCCACUUAAAAAAAGUAAAAGUAAUAUACUGAGGCUGAAUUAUUUUAGGGGCACAGUGUAAAAGAUUGAUCAAAAACUCAUUUUGCAGAUAUUAUGGAUCAUGGAUCUAAAAACAGUUUUGACAUUGUUUUUAUCUAUUGUUCUUGGGAUGUUGCAGGUAAUUUAAAGAUAAUUCUUGCAUAUGCUGUUUCUGAAAAGUUUGGCUAAAAGUGCAGCAAGAAAAGAUUCAAGUGGUGUACAUGGGUAGAUGCCAGAUUGGCUUACUCAGUCCAUAUGUUCAGAGGUGUAUAUUCAGUUGACUGUGUGCUAUACCUGGCCAGUUAAAACUCCAUACACUAUCUUUAGAAUAACUAUUAAAAGAUUUGCAACAAAUCUUUCCAAAUAACUUCCAUUUCUCCUCCUCACCUGCCCCUUCCAGCCCCCCCCAAUAUACAUAACAAAAACCAAGGGUAUUGUGACUUAACCUUUUAAAUGGUUUGAUUGUGGAGGAGGGGAGUUUUAGGCAUGUUGUAAGAACAAAAUCUUUAGUUGAUUUUUACUACUGUCAUGUUUGGAAUUCCUGCCACCAGAAGGCUAUUCCUUUUUCCUACAGAUCUGCCCAAUCCAAUGCAGUCUGCUGACUCAUUCAUAGGGGCCUGGCAAGAGGUAUCCCACACCCCAGUCCUCUAAGUGAGGCAUAAUUGUACCUAAAGCUCCCUCUCCGAGCAAGAGAUGUACAAUUUGACAGUACAACAUGCAAAUUGAUCUCCUGUAGGUGGUACAUAUUGCAACAUGCCCCAUAUUCCAUUCCCCCAACCCUGCAUUGCUUUGCUGCAAUUGCCGCAUGAGCUGGUUUGACAUUGCUCAAAUGCUGCUUGCUCCCCCCCUCUCCUGGGGAGAGGGUUAGAGCAGCGUUGGUUCUUGCAAGCCAUAUAACCUUUUCCUUUGAGACGUUGCAACUACGAGAUUUUAUAAUACAGUAAUAAUGAAAAUGACUAACUAUUGUACUUAGAUUUUAGCAACUUGUGAAAUAAACCCCUGACUUUCAUUUGAACCAGUGUUGAAAUUUGGGAGCUGUGUGGUUUUUUUAAUUUUAUUUUUUUAUAACCUAAUUUAUUAUCUGUUUUAUUUUGGGCAUUGAAUAGAUUACUGUUUUCUGCCCAGAAACGUGAAAAGUGGCCUGGCUGAACCUUUUAUUUUUAUAGUGUAGAAGAUUUUGACAGCUUUCCAGUUCAUGUAAAGUUUGACUUGCUAACUUUUGUAUUUUAGGGAUUCCUGUAAAUGGCAUUCCAGCUGUAAUACUGAGGAGGGUUCUUUUUGGUUGAUCUUAAAUUCUGGAUAGCAUUGUUUUGUUUUCUAUAGAUAUUUUGAUCAUUGUUUUAGGAACCAGUCAGUUACCUUUUAAUUAUCAAAUUUAGUUACCAAAUUUUGCUUACUAAAAGAAAAAAGGAUUUACCAAAGUACAGCUAAGAAAAUGAAAAUGGGGGACUCGUUUCGGAGCACAGAAGAAGGGAGAAGGCUUAUACAGUGGUCACAUCAGAAACCCUAUUUGGCUCAUAUGUCACUUUCUCCUUUUAUAAGGGGGGGGGACACGGUUGUCAUUUUUUUUUUAGAAAAUAUAUAAAUAUAUAUAUCUAUAUAUAAUGCAAAAAGACCUCAAGGAACCGCAGUAGUGUUUGUCUGCUUAAGGCAGAGUUACGCUGUAUAUUGCAUUUAGCGAAAUAACUUGCAUUGUGCUUUUUUAAAAAAAAUUUAUAAUCAUUUAACAAAGAAACUGUAACAGAGUAACGUUACGCAAGCGCAGGGUAUGUUUUUUUGUCACUCGUAUUUAUUGUGACUCUAAAUCUUUGAUAAUAAAACAAAAAUUAAAAAAAAAUGUUCCCACUAAAGCCUGAUAGUCAAUUUCAAUGGGAGAAGAACCUGAAAUCAAUAACUGUAUAUUGUAUUGUGAGGGAUUUUUAGUAUUUGAAUGACAAUAAACAAAUGGACAAAC